AUGUACUUCGAUGAAUUACAACGGAUUAAAACAAGCCGAAAUUGUAGAUAUUCAAAUGAGUUAACAAAUGAUCCAAAUCUCGGACCACUUCCACCUUCUCCAGGUGAAGAAGGUUCUCAAGUACCUCCAAAUUGGCAAUGGAAACCUGUGUUAGUCGAUGAUUUGUCUAGUGAUAAUGCUGAUAGACGAAAUCUAGCUGAAAGAUUAUUUCAAAAGAAUACUAUAUAUUCAAUUUUAUUUGAUCAAGAAAGUCAAGCAAGAAAUGAAUAUGAAGCAAAGGAACGAGAACAUAUUCGACAUAAACAAAUUCAAUACAAUGAAAAUAUGAAAAAACAAUGGAAGAAAGAUCGAAUGGAUUCAUUACCAAGUAAAUGUAUAGAUUCAAGACGGUGA
This is a messenger RNA of Rotaria sp. Silwood1, 393 nucleotides long. NCBI's taxonomy places the organism in Eukaryota, Metazoa, Rotifera, Eurotatoria, Philodinida, Philodinidae. The record is from the annotation of a GenBank genome assembly.